AUGUCCCAGCCUGAGGAGGCCUCCAGGGCUGGGGAGCGGCUAGAACGAGCCCACGUCCCAGGGAGACCCCGGACCCUUGGAAACGCGAGUGUGGGGGAAUGUCCUGGCGCCUCGGGCCUGCUCUCCCGCGCUGCAAUACUUCCAGGUUCUGGGCAGACUUGCUUCGAAGACCUUCAACACAAGGAUUACAUCCUUGGAGAUGUGGAGAUUGGCUUCUUUCUCCCCCUAUCCUUACCUAAAUCCAGCAACACAACAGGAGCAGCGCAAUUUCAGAGACCUCCUUACAAUGGUUGUAGGGCUUUUCGAACUAUUGAAACCAAUUACCAGCAACUCUUCAUGCCCGCCUUCACUCUACAUGAGAUUAACAGAAAUCCCAAACUGUUGCCCAACAUUACCCUGGGAUACAAUAUGUACAACAUCUAUUCCACUGAAGAAAGGACCUUGGAGAGCUACCUGUGGUGGCUGUCUGGAACAAACCAGAGCAUCCCUAAUUACAACUGCAGAAAGGGAGGAAAGGUUGUGGCUGUCAUUGGAGGAGCCACGUUAGCUCUCUCUGUUCAGAUGGGGACCCUGUUUGACCUCUACCAUUUACCCCAGCUGCACUCCUACCUCAAGAACAUCCAGUUUGAGAAUAUUGUUGGUGAGCAGGUGUUUGUGGAUGAGAACAGACGCACAGAGGCUCACUAUGCCCUUAUGAACUACAUAUACUUCGAUUAUCGUAAUGGUCAUGUUCUCUAUGUGGGGGACUUUAUCCCAGAAGCUCAGCUCGGUCAAGAUUUUACAAUUUGUGCAAAUGUCAUAGUGUGGGACGCAUGGAGUUCAAAGGUACCCUCUGCCGUAUGUAGUGCCAGUUGUCCUGCUGGAUUCAGGAAGUUGCCUUUGGAGGGGAAGCCUCCUUGUUGCUUUAGUUGCUCCCCAUGCUCAGAAGGAGAAAUCUCCAAUUAUAUAGAUGCUGAGCAGUGUAAGAAGUGCCCAGAGGAUGAAUAUCCCAAUGAGCAGAGAGAUCGCUGCCUCCCCAAGACUGUGACCUUCCUGGAUGUGAAUGAACCUUGGGGGAAGGCAGUGAUAGCUGUAGCUGUUUCACUCUCAUUGCUCACGGCCCUGGUUCUGUGGGUCUUUGUGAAGUUCCAAGACACUCCCAUAGUCCAAGCCAAUAACAGGAACCUCAGCUACCUGCUCCUCACCUCCCUUUCCUCCUGCUUCUUCUGCUCCUUGCUCUUCGUAGGCCGUCCUACCACUGCUUCCUGCCUUUUCCGACAAACAGUAUUUGCAAUUGUGUUCACAGUGGCUGUUUCCUGCAUUUUGGCCAAAACCAUCAUCGUGGUUCUGGCUUUCAGGGUGACAGGGCCAGGGAGCAAGAUGCGGAUGUUCCUUCAUCCCAGAGUGCCCUACUGUGUGGUUCUCAUCUGCUCCGGAAUCCAAGCGCUUUUCUGUGCCAUCUGGUUGGGGACCCAUCCCCCCUUUCCAGAGGCAGACACACGCUCUGAAUCCAGGCACAUUAUCCUCACGUGUAACGAGGGCUCCGCCUUUGCAUUUUACUGUGUCCUGGGCUACAUGGGCUUUCUGGCCCUGGGCAGCUUCACCAUAGCCUUCCUGGCCAGGAACCUGCCCGAUGCCUUCAACGAAGCCAAGCUCAUCACGUUCAGCAUGCUGGUGUUUUGUAGCGUCUGGGUCUCUUUCCUCCCCACAUAUCAGAGCUCCAAAGGGAAAGCCGUGAUGAUCGUGGAGAUCUUCUCCAUCUUGGCCUCCAGCGCCGGGUUACUGGGCUGCAUUUUUAUUCCCAAAUGUUUUGGGAUUCUCCUGACAUCGUGGGAAAAUAACACAAAACAGAAGAAGAAUCAAAGGAGUUCCAGGAGCAUGAAUUCUUCUUCUUCUUUUUUUUUAAUGUGAUAUCUUUAUUUUCCCCUUUCCAUGUAAAACAAUAUUUGUAACUUUUUUAAAAGUUUUGCCUUCCACAUUCUCUCCCUUCUUCCCCAACCCCAGAACCACUGAGAUACCACAUGUGCAGUUACACAAAAUAUUUAUAUAAAUGCCUUCUUGAGAAAUAUACAUGCAUCAUUCCUUGGGUUAAUAAAAAGAACUCCUAAAAAUAAAAUUUUUAC
This is a messenger RNA of Antechinus flavipes (yellow-footed antechinus), 2102 nucleotides long. Its product is annotated as vomeronasal type-2 receptor 26-like. Gene Ontology annotation, biological process: G protein-coupled receptor signaling pathway. Gene Ontology annotation, cellular component: membrane. Lineage: Eukaryota; Metazoa; Chordata; Mammalia; Dasyuromorphia; Dasyuridae. The transcript has 6 exons. The coding region runs from base 1 to 1890 and encodes 629 amino acids. Gene Ontology annotation, molecular function: G protein-coupled receptor activity. The record is from RefSeq and is a predicted model, not a curated record.